UGUUGUUGCCAAGUGUCUGAGGCUUACCGGAAGUUUGGUGGAAGGUGAAAGGCAAAAUGGCAGCGUUCUUACUGCGGACAAAUGGAUCAAAGGCAUUAAAGUGUGUAUAUUUGGAUAUUUUGGGGUUUAACAAAAUAGCAUCUAUAACCUUUUGCACAAAGCCUUUGGAACCAAAGAAAAACGUCAAGGGCAGUAAAACAAAGGUGCCAACCAGCACUAUUGAAGAAUCUAAAGAGAUGGAUUUUGACAUUUCAACCUAUAAGAAUCUUCAACAUCAUGAUUAUAGCACCUACACCUUUGUGGACUUUGAUCUUGAAUUAGCUAAACUCAGACUGCCGCAGCCCAUAUCUGGUAGAAAAUAAUCACUGGAAAAAAACAAAAAAUCUUCAAGCAAAUUGUUUUGGUGAAAUAAUACAUUUUGUACCAAAAUACUAGCUAAAUACAGUAUUUGACUCAUAAUAAAUAACAUUUUAUUGUAUUCACUUAUAUGUAUGACUGCAUGUAAAAGCAAUCUAAUUUCAUGUUAAAAUAGAGAGAAAUCUUGGACUUUAAUCAGUGAUCUGACUUUAUCAUGAUUGUUACUUUUCUGUGAACUAUCUUAGCAUUUUGUAAUUACUUCUGCAUCUUGUUCUUCUAGAAAUUAUCUGUAUGUGAAGAAUGUUUCAUAUCUUCAGGAUAUUAAUAUAGGCAUUUGCUGCAGGCUUAUAUCUGGCCCAUCAUCUUUUGGUUCAAUGACCAUUUAUUAAAGACUCGUCUGAAACCAGUCUGAGCAA
Molecule: messenger RNA, 773 nt
Organism: Polypterus senegalus (gray bichir)
Lineage: Eukaryota; Metazoa; Chordata; Cladistia; Polypteriformes; Polypteridae
Gene: ndufv3
Product: NADH:ubiquinone oxidoreductase subunit V3
Exons: 3
Coding region: 57-362 (101 amino acids)
Biological process (GO): mitochondrial ATP synthesis coupled electron transport
Cellular component (GO): mitochondrion
Source: RefSeq, a predicted model, not a curated record